AUGUUCGCACCGCUGAAGUGGAAUACCCUACAGAUGCUUGUGGUCCAAUUAGUAUCCUGCCAGUCCAUGCCAGCCACAGCGCUUGCGUGCUGUAUCAACUCCUAUCUCAUUCCAAGGGUAAAAGAAAAAUUUUUGCCGUCGCUCCAAAUCCCAGCUCAAUAUAUGUAUAUAUGUGCAUUCGCAAAAGAAAUCGGGUAUAAAGUUCGAUCGGGUGAAGCGCUGGCCGCACUGCUCGCAGGCUUGGUCCUGGUAACGGCAGAGGGCGUGGGCGAGGGACGGCUGCUGCUAGACUCAGAUGGAGAGGAGCGAUCGGUUGGGGUUGAUACGCCGGACGGCGGGUGCGACGAGUCUUGGAACGGAUUGCAGUCGGUUGUGAAAUUAUGGGCGCAUGGAAAAGCUGUGGAAGCCGCUGGUAACACUGGAGCCCCAAAAGUGUCGGCUGGCGGUACCCAACCUGGGGGAUCAAAUUGGCUAUCUGGAAUUUGUGGGAUAUAG
Messenger RNA from Aspergillus nidulans FGSC A4, 495 nucleotides. RefSeq lists its product as uncharacterized. The record is from RefSeq and is a predicted model, not a curated record. The transcript is spliced from 4 exons. Bases 1 to 495 code for a protein of 164 amino acids. NCBI's taxonomy places the organism in Eukaryota, Fungi, Ascomycota, Eurotiomycetes, Eurotiales, Aspergillaceae.